Molecule: messenger RNA, 907 nt
Organism: Erinaceus europaeus (western European hedgehog)
Lineage: Eukaryota; Metazoa; Chordata; Mammalia; Eulipotyphla; Erinaceidae
Gene: TSPO
Product: translocator protein
Exons: 4
Coding region: 16-690 (224 amino acids)
Cellular component (GO): membrane; endoplasmic reticulum
Molecular function (GO): cholesterol binding
Source: RefSeq, a predicted model, not a curated record
GAAAGUAAGGAAGGGAUGGAGAGGGAGAGGGGGCAGGUAAGUGCUCUGUCCUCCCUAAGCUUUUCCUGCCCACAGGGUUUCCCAGUCCUCACUGGGCCCCAUCGUGGAGAGAAGCUCAGGCCUGCCUAUGCCAGCUGCCUUGCCCAGCCUGCCCUAACUUUUCUGAACAGCAGCUGCAGCAGUGAUGGCCUCCACCUGGGUGCCUGCCGUGGGCUUCACCCUGCUGCCCAACCUGGGAGGUUUCUUGGGCUCCCACUAUGUCCGAGGGGAGGGUCUCCGCUGGUACGCCACCUUGCAGAAGCCCUCCUGGCAUCCGCCCCGCUGGACCCUGGCCCCCAUCUGGGGCACGCUCUACUCGGCCAUGGGGUAUGGCUCUUACAUGAUCUGGAAGGAGCUAGGGGGCUUCUCAGAGGAGGCUGUGGUUCCCCUGGGCCUCUACUCAGGGCAGCUGGCCCUGAACUGGGCAUGGCCUCCCAUUUUCUUCGGCAGGCGUCAGAUGGGCUGGGCCCUCGUGGACCUCCUGCUAACAAGUGGCCUGGCGGUGGCCACAACGAUGUCCUGGCACCGGGUGAGCCCUCAGGCUGCCCGCCUGCUCUACCCAUACCUGGCUUGGCUGGCUUUUGCGGCUACACUCAACUACUGUGUAUGGCGGGACAAUGGUGGCCGGCGUGGUGGCCUGCGGCUCUCUGAGUGAGGUCUGGCUGCCAGGCCCGAGAAUCCUGCUGGCUGCCACUGCUGCUGGAGGUGGCCCUCACGCUUUCGUGACCGCUUACCCGUCAGGCUGUUGGGCCCCAGUCCAGGGCUCACCAGCAGCCUCAGAGGGGACCCAGGCAGAGCCCGUUCUCCUGCACUGCCCCAGCAUACUCUUGGAACGUGGAGUUUUACAAGCGAAAUAAAGUUUGUAACC